AUGAAUGAAGAUUUUCUUGUCCGUCCAGAUUUCGACAAGUUUGGCAGCUACAGCACAGCAGAUAGAAGGUACGCUUCAGUGUCUCUUUUUGUUUCUAAUUUCCUCUCUCUCCAUUUUUUAUUUUUUUUAAAGUUGAAAGUUCUCAGGUCCCUAGAUGACACCACACAUUUUGUGGCCUGCAUUCUGAGUGUCAGCAUUUCCCCAUUCCAGCAUUGCCUCACCUUGUGGUUACACCAUCUUGGUCCAGUUUUGUUAAUCUCAGCAAGCAGCUUCAGGAGUAACCUCCACAUCUUAUCACUUUCUUUGCUUAGACGCUACCUCAUCUUAGAGUCCCAGAGUGAGAAACUAUAUUUUCUUAGCUCGUUUCAUCUUUGCAACAGCUCUGGGGUAUUUCCUAUUUGAGCUCUCUGAGGUCUGAACUCGGGAUUAUCAGGUUUAAAGCCAGCACUGUCUGACUCUCUGAAACUUCACAGAAGCAGUGAGUUUCCUGAAGGACAGGCUUGCCAAUUUUUUUCAGUCAACCACCUUUAGCAGUAUGUGCGGACAGGGCCGGCCCACCCUCCGAGGGUCUUCUGCUGGUGAGAAGCAAAGUUACAGGGAACCAGGCAGAGGGCCUUCUCGGUAGUGGCACCCGCCCUGUAGAACGCCCUCCCAGCAGUUGUCAAGGAGGUAAAGAAUUACACAACUUUUAGAAGACAUCUGAAGGCAGCCCUGUAUCAGGAGGUUUUUUAAUGCUUGAUGUUUUUAUUAUGUUUCUAGAUAUGCCGUAAGCCGCCCAGAGUGGCUGGGUAAACCCAGCAAGACGGAUGGGGUAUAUAUACUACUACUACUACUACUACUAUUAUUAUUAUUAUUAUUAUUAUUAUUAUUAUUAUUAUUAUUAGACAGUGAGGUGAGGUGACCACCUCGGGUUGUGACAGGAUCCAUAGGGGUAGCAGAUCCCGAUGGAGAUCUUUAUUCCAUCCUUGCUCCUGGUGUGAAUCUUCGUUCACCCCUUCUUCCCUAGUGGGGAGGGGGCGCCAUUUUGUGGUUCACCUCAGGUGCCAAAACGUGUGCAGGUAUUAGUAGGUGAUCACGUUUAUUUUCAAAAGUUUCACAGUCUGUAGUUGGCUAAUGUUAAAAGGCACAAGAAAAGGCUGGGAUUCUUUUGACCAGCUACCCAAACCACUGAAGGACUUUCCUGUGAGGAAUUAUUCUUUGCUGGGGGCGUUUCUAGAAAAGACACAGCUACCUUCCUGGAACCUGAGACAACAGCUCCAUAUAACUGCUGUGGACCUCAUACUUUCUAGGGACCAUUGCACAGCUGGGUUCAGCAAAGACGUCCAGCAGCAGACAGCGAACAGCUUGCAUUUUCAUUACGGAGCUGCCUUUGUGUACAUUAAGGGCAGGGGUUUGUGUGGUGGGUUGCAGCUCCUAUGUGUGUUUGCGUUUGAGAAAGAGAUUUAUUGCAUACUUGUAUCAGAGGGGAGUGAGAGGGUCUGCUUUGUGUUCUAUUUUUUAUUUGAGUGGUUUUGGAGAAGGGAGAGCAUGCCAUAGCGCAUAGCUUGCAGCACUCAGGAUGACGACAGCAGGACUUUGCGUGCCUUUUUAUCACUGCUGCCGACAGGGCUAAAAAUGAUUGCCUGAGCAACUGACACGCUAAACCCCCAUCAGUUCACAUCAAAUCCAGAGAAACAGGAUUUAUUGGGACCGGGGAGAGAAAUCUUCCCAGGCUGCAUCUGUGCAACAUUGAAGGCCAUCAUGUGGGUCUUGGGUCAGGAAACAGAGAGCCUCCUACUGUGGAUGUAACAGACCAUAUUUUUGGCUGCCCACUUAGUUGUUGUCCUUUUAGGGGCAUCUUAGAAGAUCUCUGGCCCCAUGUGGAAGAAAUUAAAUAAUGGUGCGAGAUGAAAUCCCAGAUUGCCUCACAGAUGCAGUCCCAGAAUGCUUCACAGGCAGAAGCAGUAAAAGGUAAAGGGACCCCUGACCAUUAGGUCCAGUCACGGAUGACUCUGGGGUUUUGGCGCUCAUGUCACUUUAUUGGCCAAGGGAGUUGGCAUACAGCUUCCGGGUCAUGUGGCCAGCAUGACAAAGCCGCUUCUGGAGAACCAGAGCAGCGCACGGAAACGCCGUUUACCUUCCCGCCGGAGCAGUACCUAUUUAUCUACUUGCACUUUGUUUUUUUUGUUUUUUUAAAUAUUUUUAUUGGUUUUUAACAUACAAAAUUAUAAAACAUACCACACAAUUUAUCACAAAUACAUUCUUAUUGGACUUCCAUCAGCACCUCUGAUUAUCCUCCAUCUUAAUCACUUCUUACCCAUUUCCUAACUUAAUAUUGCCUUUACAUUCUGAACAUAUCACGUCUCCUUCUCCAUUUUUGCAAUAUUUCUAAUAUUAUUCCUCACAGAACUUCUUGCAAACCUACAAACGUCGUCUGGUCGUCACAAAUACUUUUCAAAUAAUCUGUAAAUUUACUCCAGUCCUCGGUAAACUUCUGGUCCCGCCAGUUUCAGAUCCUUCCUGUUAGUUUGUCAGGUUCCGCAUAGUCUAUUAAUUUCAUCCUCCAUUCUUCCAUUGUUGGUAAUUCUUCUUGCUUCCAUUUUUGGGCCAAUAUCUACUUGCACUUUGACGUGCUUUCGAACUGCUAGGUUGGCAGGAGCUGGGACAGAGCAACGGGAGCUCACCCUGUCACGGGGAUUUGAACUGCUGACCUUCUGAUUGGCAAGUCCUAGGCUCUGUGGUUUAACCCACAGCACCACACAAAUAGGCGUCGAACCCAGGAGUCCUGUCCCAUUUCUCAAAGCACCGCUCCUUUACAGAAAAGGAGGGAAGAUGUGCUUCCCAUGGUUUCUGUUAUGUACUGGGCCAGCAGGGGGAUACUGUAGAUAGUUAUGCAAAUGAAGGAUCGAAAGUGACGUUCAGUGAUUGGAUAGUUUGUAUGCAAAUGAAGGAUCGAAAGUGACAUUCAGUGAUUGGAUAGUUUUAGAAAAUGGCAACAGUUACAUUGUUCUGGAGCUCUAUAUAAGCAGGCUGUCUGAGCUCCCCAGUUAGUUCUGUUCUGCCUCUGAAUAAAGAAGAGCUGUUUGAAGAAUCGCUGUGUCGUCUGAUAUGUUCACCCACAACUUAACACUGGCGACGAGGAUGGGAUCGAUGGACAUCAGAGCACAGCCAGAUGCAGCCACCCUCCAAGCAGAGCUGAAUCACUGAGCUGAGUCACUGAACAGAACCAAUUCAGAGCUGACUGUUCUGGCUAGAGCACGGUGUUCCAUCCAUCGCCCUCCACGCCGGCAUCGGAAUCAUGGCUUCACUUGUGCCUCUACCGCUGUUUGCAUCAGCCUCUGAAUCAUGGGACUCCUACCUCGCUCAGUUCGUCUGCUACCUCCAAGCCAAUGAGCUGACAAAAGUAUCAAAGGAGCGGAAGCAGGGCCUAUUCCUCAGCCUCUGUGGGCCUGAGGUGUUUAAGACGGCCCGAGCAUUGGUUGCGCCUGAAGCAGUCCAGGCAACACCAUGGGACACUAUCCAAGAGAAGCUCCGCAAACACUACGCUCCAAAGCCGUCCAAGAUUGCUGCCCGCCAUGCGUUCUACCACCGGAACCAGGCAGAGGGGGAGUCAAUCAACAACUACACCACCGCUCUCCGGCAGGCUGCAAUGCACUGCGAGUUCUGAGACUUAGACGAUGCCCUGAUGGAUUGAAUCGUCUGCGGGGUCCGGAACAUCCGUCUGCAACGGCGUCUCCUCGCCAAGCCAGACCUCACGCUGCAGAAAGCCAUUGAGGAGGCUGUGGCCUCGGAAGCUGCUGAACGCUCCGCCCAAGAGAUCCGCGAGGCCAGCAGCCCGCGUCUUGCUAGGAAGCCAGUUCCAGUGCAUCAUGAAGAGGCCAGCAGUGAUGAGGCAUCCUCCAGUGAUGACGAUGACGUGCACCAGACAAAGCGGGAGCGCAGGAAGUUCCAACAGAAGUCCAAGGGCCAACCGGAAUGUGCCAGCUGCGGAGGCAACCAUUCCCGUGCCAAGUGUCGAUUCAGAGAUGCCAUCUGUCGGACGUGUUCCAGAAGGGGCCACAUCGCUAAGGUCUGCUGAUCGGCUCCGUCUGACACCCCCCUUUCACCGACUCGCAAGUCCAAGUCUUCACUCCAGUCUGCCAAGGAAAGCUGUUUCGCUCUCACCAACUGCCGCUGCCCGUCUGGAACCACGAUUGGCCAAACCGACUCGCCUACGCGACGCAAGCUGAACGUCAUGGUUCUCAUUGAAGGAGCUCCAUGUGACAUGGAGAUCGACACCGGGUCUACCCUGUCCAUCGUGUCUUGGAGCACCAUCAAAAGACUGGUACCCAGAGUGUCCAAAAGGCAACUCGACUCUCACCGCGUACACCUGAGAGACUACCAGGGAAACGACAUUCCCGUGGUAGGCGUUGGCCAGUUCCGGAUCGCCUUAAAGGAUUUUUUGGGCCUGCUCCGACUGGUGGUGGUCGAAGGUCAACGGCCAAGCCUCCUAGGGCUAAACUGGUUUGAUUCCCUCGGCCUGGAAGUCACCGGCAUCAACAGCAUCUCUAACGCAGAGACUGAGGGUCUGGUCAAAGACUUUGCCGAGGUUUUUGACGGCACUUUGGGGCAAUAUACAGGUACGCCCAUCUCCUUUAGCCUUGAUCCACAAGUUGCCCCCAUCAAGCUAAAGCCACGCCAGGUUCCCUUUGCUCUCAAGGCUAAGGUGGACGAACAACUGGACAAGCUGAUCGCCCAAGGAGUUUUGGAGCCGGUUGACCACGCCAAGUGGGAAGCCCCCAUCGUCACGCCUGUCAAGCCAGACGGGUCGGUGAGAAUCUGCGCUGACUACAAGUGCACGAUCAACAAGACACUUCAGCAGCACACUUAUCCUGUUCCUGUUGUCCAACACCUGCUGCAUUCCCUGGGUGAGGGUAAGGUCUUCGCUAAGCUGGACCUUGCCCAAGCCUAUCAACAACUGCCCGUUGAUGAUGCCACUGCUGAAGCCCAGACGAUCGUCACCCACCGGGGGCAUUCCGUUGCCGCCGGUUGCAGUUCGGGGUGAGUGUGGCUCCUGGCAUCUUCCAAAGCCUUAUGGAGCGUCUCCUGCAAGGGCUUCCGGGCGUGGUACCAUAUUUUGAUGAUGUCUUGGUGUCCGCAGACUCACACCAGCAGCUGUUCAAGUGCCUCCGUGCCGUGCCGUGCUGACCAGGUUCCAGGAGGGAGGUAAAGAGGGAGAAGUGCCAGAUCGCCGUUCCACAGGCCUCUGGCCUUCACCCAACCACAUCCAAGAUCUGCGCUAUCCAGCAGGCCCCCAUCCCAAAGAACAAGAUGGAGUUGCAGGCGUUCCUGGGGCUGCUGAACUUUUAUAACAUGUUCCUGCCCCACAAAGCCACGGUGGCUGAGCCUCUUCACCGACUCCUCAGCAUAAAGACGCCUUGGUCCUGGGGUCAUCGGGAGACGGCGGCCUUCCACACGGUCAAGGCUCUCCUUUCAUCGGACAGUGUGCUAGUACAGUACAGUGAAGCCAGGCCGCUGGUCCUUGCCUGCGACGCCUCACCUUUUGGCAUCGGCGCUGUCCUUAGUCACCGUUUUCCAGACGGAAGAGAAGCACCGCUCGCCUACUUUUCCAGGACACUAUCUCCAACGGAACGGAAUUACAGCCAGCUCGACAAAGAGGCACUGGCACUUGUGGCUGGAGUGAAGAGGUUCCAUGCCUCUACGGCAGGACUUUUGACCUCAUCACUGACCACAAGCCGCUCCUGGGCCUCCUCGCCGGUGAUCGUCCAACUCCACCGGUCCUCUCGCCGCACAUGCUACGAUGGACUGUUUUCCUGGCUGCCUACCACUACCGGCUCGUCCAUCGCCCAGGGAAAUCGAUGGGCCAUGCCGACACCCUCAGUCGUUGCCCUCUUCCAGCGUUUGUGGAAGAUCCUGCUCCUGCUUCAUCGCUCCUCCUGAUUGAGGAUCUUCCAGCAGCGCCUGUAUCGGCUGACACUAUGGCCUCCGCAUCUGCCCAGGAUCGCACCAUCAGCCGUGUGCUCAACUGGGUGUGGAGGGGGUGGCCACAAGGGCCUUUUGCAUUAGAGUUCCAACCGUUCGCAACCAGACAACAUGAACUCUCGGCUCAUCGCGGCUGUCUGCUGUGGGGAGACCGCGUCGUGAUUCCCCAAAGACUCCGUCAACGUGUCCUGGAGGCUCUGCACAUUGGCCACCCGGGAAUCGUCAAAAUGAAGGCGUUGGCUCGGUGUUACGUCUGGUGGCCCUAACAUGGACGAUGCCAUCACUGCCUGGGUGUCCGCCUGUCAAGCGUGCCAAGAAUCAAGGCCUGCACCACCGGCAGCUAAGGGACACACCUGGGAGACGCCCAAGACACCCUGGUCGAGGGUGCACAUCGAUCUGGCUGGCCCCUUUCACGGCCGGACCUUUAUGGUAGUGGUGGACGCCUAUUCCAAAUGGCUGGAGGUGGCCCUGAUGCCCUCCACCACUACCGAGGCCGUCAUCCGGGUGCUGCGAGGCCUCUUUGCGACGCAUGGGUGUCCUGAUGUCCUUGUCUCCGACAAUGGACCGCAGUUCACAUCAGGCACUUUUGAGCGGUAUCUUUUGGGACUGGGCAUCCGCCAUGCCCUAACGGCACCAUUUCAUCCAUCCAGCAACGGGCAAGUGGAGAGGAUGGUGCGCUCAGCAAAAGAGGCACUGGCGCACCUGGACCGGGGAGAUUGGCACGAGCGGGUCGCCGAAUACUUGUUCGUGCAACACAUCACCCCUCAUGCGGCCACAGGGCGGAGUCCUGCUGAACUGCUUAUGGGCCGCCGCCUCAGGUCCCCGCUCAACCGGCUGCACCCGGACUUUGCAGUGGCCAAACCCCCAGGCUGUGCCAACGCGCCACGGUCAUUUGUUCCAGGAAACCAGGUCUUUGCCCGGAACUAUGUGGGGGACAUUCCUUGGGUGCCAGCCACAGUAGUGGGAGUCACUGGACCUCGCUCGUACCAGGUGGCACUCGAAGAUGGACGCUUGUGGCGCCGGCACAUAGACCAGCUUAGGCACAGGGUUGGGGACUUGGACACUACCGUGGUGCCCCCAACUGCGCUCGUGGCUCCGGAAGAGACACUUACAGAUGGUGAGGCUCCACCUCUCUCGCAAACUGCCAGCGUGGAGCCGAACCAAGCCACUGCAGAGGGUCUGCCAGACUUACCACAGGCUCAGACCACUCCACUUGCGAAGGCUCCACCCACAGCAGCGGAUCCAGGGGACUUGGUUUCAAAGCCACCUAGGGUCGCACCACAGCCUCAGCAAGAAUUGGGUGGCCCCCCGGACUUGGCUACCAGUCCCCGGCGGUCUGGCAGAGUUUCCAAGUGCCCAACUUAUUUAAAGGACUAUGUUGUUGGACAUGUAUCACUGUUGGUCUAA
Podarcis lilfordi (Lilford's wall lizard) is the source of this 7368-nucleotide messenger RNA. Lineage: Eukaryota; Metazoa; Chordata; Lepidosauria; Squamata; Lacertidae. The record is from the annotation of a GenBank genome assembly.